GUCACAGAUUGACUGUUCUUGCAUGAGCAUGCAUGAUGCAUGGGAUGGACGUGGCGGCCGCAGGGACUUGACCUUUUUCCCAGAAUGCCUUGGGGAAUUCACUGCAGCGAUCGAUUAGCGUCAUUUCGAGGCUUCCCUUGGUAUAAAACUGGUGUAUUCAGGGAAGCUAAUCGAACGUCAGUCAACCAUGGGCACUUGCCCAAACCGGCUUCUUGAAAAGAAUAAUGACAACUUCGCUUAGUCCAUGCGUAAGUCCGAUGCAAAAUCUUCACAACAGAAUAUGAGCUGUUUGAUCAAACGGAAUAUCGCUACAUUAAUGACUGUGCCAAGAGUACUGCAGCAACGUCAAUGUGCGACCAUGCUUCCCAGCAUUACAGUCAAUCCACAGUCCAGUUUCGUAGACGACAUUGUAGCCGUUGUAGCCAGCGGUUUGCCACCCAACAGCGCGGUCAGCGUUGGAUCAAUCCUGCGGGAACGAGAUAAGGUUUUUCAAUCACUUGGCCAUUUUGUGGCUGAUCAGAAUGGCCGAGUUGACCUCAGCACUCAGCAAUCUCAUGGUGGCAGCUAUACAGGCAUAGAACCUAUGGGACUUGUCUGGAGUCUGCACCCGGGUCCAGACCAAAAGAAGGGCAUCGGCUUCGUGAAGCAGGACGUGAGGUCUCCUGUCGAGCUCAUGUUCGCCGUCUACGGUGAUCACUUGGAGUUACCCUCGCUCCUUUCGGCACAGCCACUGGCGACGACCAAAAUAAGUCGAUGGUUCAUGAAGGAUACUGAGGUUGAAAGAAUCAAGGUCAACUCGGGGAGAAUCCGGGGAAUUCUCUUCAAACCCAAAGGACCGGGUCCUUUUCCGGCAGUGAUUGACAUCUAUGGCUUGGCAGGGGUCUUCACUGAGUGCCGAGCAGCUUUACUUGCUUCCCGAGGAUUUGCUGUCCUAGCUUUACCCUUCUUCAGUUACGAGGACCUCCCUCGGUCUUACACAUAUCUUGAGUUUGAAUAUUUUGAGGAGGCAACUGCCUGGCUAUCGUCUAAGCCCUUCGUGCCUUCAGACAGAAUUGGCAUUUUAGGCAUGUCUUUUGGCGGCAGCUUGGGUCUGGAGAUGGCUUCCCGACUACCGCAGAUAAAAGCAGUUGUAGCUAUUUCGAGUCUUCCAAUCAUUAUAACACACCUGACGUACCAAGGGAAGAAAGUCCCCUCUGCACAUCAACCGGAUAUUCGCAAAGGCUACACUACCGAGGAAGGCUUUGUAAUGAAAGACAUUUUUCUAGCAGACGUGAAUGACUUACCACAGGAACAACUGAUCAGUGUGGAAAAGUCAAGGGCGAAUUUUCUGUUCAUAACUGGUGAGGAUGAUCAGAAUGUCCCAUCUGUAGAGAGCGCCAGACGGAUUGUCCAGAAGCUGCAGUCUCACGGCAAGACGAAUUACGAAGUGCUGAGCUAUCCAGGGGCGGGGCAUCUACUAGAACCUCCCUUCCAGCCUGUAGGGAGGGGACUGUAUAAUGCUGCAUUGGGCGUGAUAGUCGACUUUGGUGGGGAGAUGAAGCUCCACGCCCAUGCCUGCCAGGAUGCAUGGGCCAAAACUCUCUCCUUCCUGCGUAGACAUCUGACAACAGACGGAGGAGACUGGCAGCAAGGAACAUCAUCAAAAGAACCUGGCUCUACGGAAACACACCAGUCAUCAAGAAACAGCCAGCUGUAAUUACAAUUACAGAAAACCUUAGUAAAGUAUGACCAGUCCAGCAGUUUAGGUCACCUGGUGCCUUUCCUGCUCUCACCGUAUCUUUUCUGUCUAGUGUUGAGUGUGAUCGGUCGACAUACCUGAGUCACCUGGUCUCCCGACUGUCUUUUUUUUUUUUACAUUCCUUUUCUUCACCCUACACUCUCAUAGUCAAGCAUAGUAUAGCAUUAAACCAGAGCGGGAAUGCCGUGUAGACCGUUCUCUGCCAUUGCGCUUAUUCAAGCAUUCACUCGGCAUUGCACUCUUACAAAGACAUGUACAUGUAUUAAAUCGCAGCCGUGCUGGCCGUGCAGUGUGCUUCAUAGACUUUGUUGCUGCCCUGCAUUCUUCGAUACUUCGUUCCAAAGCUUUAGUUUUGCACCACCCUCCUUUGUCGGUGCGGGUUGGUUGCUUGAGCGGUUCAGGAAAUGAAUCACUCUGCCCCUGAUCCUCCAUGAGCGAACUAUCAACAUAAUUUGCUUGUGAACAUUGCUCGCUUCUGUACUGCAGGCAUAACCAAUCUUAGUGCUGUACAGCCAACCUGUUCUCUUGUUGACUGUCUGUCUGAAGUCGUCAGACACCGCAUAUGAUCUUUGCGUGCCUUACACCGUUGACCUAGUCCUGGCGGAAUGGUACAUCGUCUGUCAUUGACUGUCGUUUUUAAACAUCUUGCAACUCAUUUGAAUUAUUUAAGAGUCGGUUCAAGUAUCCCUAUCAAUAAACCGCAAUCUUAGCCUGAAUUACAAGCUGUGAAAUUUGUAUAAAUAAAAUAUAUGUAGAGUCAAGGGUUUUGUGCCGCCAUAUACGUGUUUCCUAAAAGAGGACUAAAAGACGACAAUAGUUGAAACGCUUGAAAUGGAUGGUUUGUUUGUAGUCCUCCCAUGAGGAAAUUCCAUUUCUUGCAGGAAACGUGCAGAGCCAUUAUUCUGUCCAGAACGUUGUGCUGCUUGCUAACGAAGCGUCAUGUUAAAAUAAAUCUAUCAAAAUAAAGUCCUUUUGAACAAGAAGAACAGAAGGCCUGGUGUGUGUCUUUUAUCGUUGAAAUCAUGACCCCUUUCGGAUUGUGUUGCUAUUUAUUCGGCAUUUAUACUGUUGAUUAGUUUCAGCAGAAAGCCUCAAAGCUCAGUUUACCCUCCGCUUAGUCGUUGGGCGCCGCUCCUCCUACUUUGUGCAUGUGAUGCGGAACCACUGUUAGGUGCGACAUUUGCUUAAUUAAUAUAAACCCCUCCACGCACUGCUUUCUGCCACUAGCAAGAUGGCAAUAAUGGAAUGCCUUGUGGAAAGUUAUUCGCUGCAUUUGUCUACACAGUGUCAGAAAUUGGGGCACAGCCUUUGGACAGGGGGUGCCCCAUGCCUCCCCCUCACGCAACUGACUACUUUGGUUUUUUUUAUUCCUUCCUCCACGAUUUGACUAGAUUCCACGGCCACGGUCUUACCCUGGCCUUGGGAUGGUCUUGUGCGCUAAUGCACCCUUCAUAAAAUACACUAUGGGUCGGAAUUCAAUAUAAAAAAUACACACGUGGAUUAUUAAAAACAUCAUAAUAUGUACCACAAUGUAAUACAGGACCAUAUAAUUAUAAACCAAAUAGAAUUAAUGUUGACAAAAGAAUGUGGGAACCCCCCCCCAGCUCUGACAAACCCUGCUGUCAACACUCGAGGAAAACCAACAUCAGGAGUGUGUUUAAGAUUAAAAAGUACAUAUUCAUCUGAACAGGUGUACCGAUCUGAAAAAUAUGGUCAAUGGCGAAAGAAUCACACUUAUAUAGAUUUAGUGUUUUAACCACUGGAGUAGCCUCCUCUAGCCCUGAAUAAUAAACUACUACGAUGACUAUGUACGUGCAUAUAGUUUAAAAUUGUAUUAACACAUCAAAGAGGUAGUUUUUGCCAGAAUGUACACGUAAGCACUGCAUUCAAACAUAAGGCAUCUUGAAAACACAUUUUACCUGAAUUUUGUGUUAUUAAACUGGAAGGUGGUGAGAUGAAAGGGAGCAAAUAAAACAUUCCGAAUCACCGAA
This is a messenger RNA of Acanthaster planci (crown-of-thorns starfish), 3729 nucleotides long. RefSeq names its product acyl-coenzyme A amino acid N-acyltransferase 2-like. Lineage: Eukaryota; Metazoa; Echinodermata; Asteroidea; Valvatida; Acanthasteridae. The record is from RefSeq and is a predicted model, not a curated record. Gene Ontology annotation, biological process: fatty acid metabolic process; acyl-CoA metabolic process. Gene Ontology annotation, molecular function: fatty acyl-CoA hydrolase activity.